Messenger RNA from Guillardia theta CCMP2712, 363 nucleotides. RefSeq lists its product as hypothetical. Lineage: Eukaryota; Cryptophyceae; Pyrenomonadales; Geminigeraceae. Gene Ontology annotation, molecular function: protein binding. The coding region runs from base 1 to 363 and encodes 120 amino acids. The record is from RefSeq and is a predicted model, not a curated record. The transcript has 2 exons.
AUGGCAGAUUUUCGGCUGAAGAUGGUGGAGCUGCGGGUGGGAAUGACGUACGCUCACCUUCCUCUCACAGUAGAGGAGCUCAAACCAGCAGCAGCUGAAGGCGACCUGAUGGCCAUGUGCAACCUUGGUUGGUGCUUCUUCAAUGCAGUUACAGUCCAAAAGGAUAGGAAGACGGCCGUUUCACUGUGGAAGAAGGCAGCAGAAAAAGGGAAUGCGGGAUCUUGCUACAAUCUCGGAUACUGCUACACUUUUGGGAUCGUUGUAAAGCAAGACGAUCAGAUUUCUUCAGAUUUCUUCGCCAAGUAUCAUCGUUGUCGGAACACUGAACGUUUCAAUUACCUGCUACAUCAUCGAUCCUCAUGA